Messenger RNA from Amoebophrya sp. A25, 688 nucleotides. Lineage: Eukaryota; Dinophyceae; Syndiniales; Amoebophryaceae. The record is from the annotation of a GenBank genome assembly.
GUGGAAGGAACGUUGUUAUGCGCAGGACUUUGUCAGCUGAUGUUAGAGGUUGAUGGCUAGAUGGACGGAUAGUGCUGGGAUAGAUUUAUAGAUGGAUACAUAGCUAGAUAGAUACAUAGAGAGAUGGAUGAUGCAGGGAUAGAUAAAUAAGCACGUACAUAAUGAGGAUAGCAUCAGAAGGCCUUUACCUCAUGCUUGCAGAGGAGCAAAAAUCUCAAAGUUGACAAGUAGAAAACAUGUACUGACUCCGAAGCUUUCGCUUCGUUUUUCUCGCACAAGCUGACAGCUUUCUAAUGAACGGCGUCGAGAUGGGAAAUGCAUACGUCGUGAAGUCUUUCAGAGAAGACGGCACGAUGCUAGCAGAGUUUCAAAUGGAAGAAGACAGUACCUGGCUACAGAAAUGUUGUUGUCCUAGCUGCCGCGAAUUGAGUCUGGACCUCGUUGAAAUUACGAGUAGCUCCUAAAUAUUAAUAUUAAUUUUAUAGUUUCAUCUUGAUCGUCCACGACACCCUGCAACAACCUUGAAGCAUCUUGGUCUUUUGGAACCUUCAGAAUCUUAAGGGGAACAAAAGAUCUUGAGAAGAUGCUCAGUAGGAUGGGAGGACGACGAUAGCUCUAAUGAAAAAAGGAGUGAGACGGCAGCGAUUAGAUUAAACGCAGAAGGCCAGAUGGAAGAAGAGCAAGGACG